ACAUUCAUACGAUUAGCUCGAUAGUUUCGCAGAGCCAAUCGAACUUCGUGUACAUCGCAAUUGACGUCAUUACGAUGACGCCAUUAUGUUUUAAUUAUUCAUGAUGUUACAUCAGAACGAAGUUGAUCAUGCCUAAUAAUUUAUGCCCGUUACUAAGAAAUCGAGUUCCUAGAAUUACAUCUAAUCCUUGAUCUUCACUGCAGCAUUACAUUAGUGACUGUUGUAAACAUUAAGCAAGCGUAAAACCCUGAACGACGUGCAUCAGAAUGGUUUGGUCUGAAAGUCAAAGAAUGCGACUAGCAAUCGAGAAAGAGAAACUGGAGAAAUAUUUUCGUCUUGGAAUUACAUGGAUUGACCCACAACAUGAAACGAAAGUGGAAGUAUUGGUGAGAAGCAACAUGAAUAGGGAGUAUAUACUUCGGAUCUACAUUCCGCAAGAUUUUCCUAAUUCAUGUCCAGUACUUGUUGUCACUUCGCCGCUAAAACUUCAACUGCGGAACGGAUCCCGACUUCCUGAAGCAAGUGAUUCCUUCCACACCUUGGUAGACACAGAUGGAUUUCAUCGAAUAUGUCAUUUUUAUCCACCCGACUGGACACAAGAUAUCACUUUAUUUCAAGUCUUUAUGAAAGGUCGGUUAUGGAUUGAGGGUUAUGAAGCACAUUUGAGAACAGGCAUGAAGAUGAAUGAAUACCUCGGAGAACACAAGUUUGCAGCACAAUCUGGCCAGAAUAACCAGCAACAGUUAUCAACCUUACCAUCCUCGAGUGAACCUCAAAGAGGAGAGAGUUUAUUAGUCGGAUCAACACAAAACCAAACCCGAUCAAAUUCUUUCAGUCAAUUCGGCUAUCAACAUGAACAAGCAUUCAUAGAACCUACAGCGAUUUACGAGCGAGAUACCAUAGAAGAGACUGAUUAUGAUCCUGCUUUUUAUCCCCCCACGGUACCUGUCCAGAGAGUUUUACCAGAGGUAGCCCCCGCACUGCCCUCACGUCGCACCUUGAAUGAAACGUUACGUCAAAAUGUGCCUUUGGAUACAAUCAACAAUAACGAGACAUCAUCACCGUCAGAAACAAUCAAUCCAAGUCGAUACAGACCACCAGGCGGAAUUGCUGUUUUGCCUCCAAUUGUUGGACGAAAUGCUCGUUUGCGACGCCCGGCUCCGCAAGUCAAACCAAAACCUCGCUCGUGAAAAAAAUAAAUUCAGUUAAUAGCCUUGGAACAAGACAAAUAUGAAAGAGAUAACUUAUAGUUAAAUAGUUUGUUUAAAUUAGAAAUGGACACGCAUUAAGUAACCCAUCCGACAAAUGUAUAUAUUCCAAGUCCUACAUGAAUAUCACCAAAAUCCCGUAAUAGUUAUUUGUGGCAGAAUUUAAAGCAAGUUUUAUAUCCUGUCAUUUCAUUCAAAAAAGCCGGGAAACAGCCGGACGUAUAAAUAAGCUAAUUAAGUGUACGUAUAUAUUAAAAAACUCCAAAUAUAUGGGGUCUAUGACGCGAUGGUUCUGAACAAAGGCUAUAUGCUUUUUCCUGUAAAUAAUAUAGGCUUUUUUAUAUAGCGGGCGAUUUAUAGACUGACAACAAAGAGAUGAUGUUAAGCACCAGAAAGCAGUCCAGACUAUUCCUUGUCUCGCUAUAUUUGUUAGAUAGUGGUGAAGUUAAACAUGCACAUCGCGGUAUUUUGAGUCGUUAUUUUUAACGUCACGUUGGAACCGCUUUCACUGAUUAAUAUGCUCCCAAGUAUUUACAUAAAGAGAAAAAUCACUAGCGCGUGUUAUAAAAAUGGGAAGUAUAAAUAUGAAGAAGUAGCUUCGUAACAAUGUUAUGCAAAAUGUUUUGAAAGUGCAAAAAAUUAGUUAGC
Dendronephthya gigantea is the source of this 1856-nucleotide messenger RNA. RefSeq lists its product as uncharacterized. The transcript is spliced from 2 exons. NCBI's taxonomy places the organism in Eukaryota, Metazoa, Cnidaria, Anthozoa, Malacalcyonacea, Nephtheidae. The record is from RefSeq and is a predicted model, not a curated record. The coding region runs from base 267 to 1190 and encodes 307 amino acids.